CGCUGGAGUCCGCAGCGUGCACAAAGCAAAUUUUUGCACGAAAUGGCUCAAAGUACGGCCUGCGUGCAGAUGGUUUGUUUGGCCGCCGUCCUCUUCAUGUUGGCCGCCAGCCGCACCAUGAAUAUCUUCGGAUGCUGGGCCGAGAUGGAUAGACGCCAGUGGACGCCUAGUCAGUGUGGGUUAGUGUUUGGAGUUGAAGAGCUCAUUGGUGCGCUAGUCGUUUUGUUUUUCAGCCCUCGCACGGUACAAUUGAUUGGUUCCAAACUGAUGAUACACUAUGGCAUCUUCUCGAUCGGCAUAACCUUUUUAAUAUACUCGUUGGCAGACUACUACUUGGAAGACCCUGCUUUUUAUGUUUUCGCAUUGGCGUGUCGUGCUGUCGCCGGGGUCGCCACUGCCAUCACGUAUCUGGCAUCUUUUGUGUUCCUCCUCACCUCUGAGCCGACCAAAGCCACCUACUGUGUCUUAAUUCUGGCUUACGGCGCUGGACUCAUUUGUGGCUCGUUCUUAGGAUCACUCAACGGCAUAAAGGAUAACGAAUUUAAUUUCAUCGUCUUACUGUUUGCGCUCACGGUAAUGUGUGCUUCCUUUGUCAUUCCGGCCAAUUUGCCUGAGGAACGCAAUAUUGACUUUCAAAUUAACACCGACGAUGCAACAAAAAUUAUUCCAGAGGUAUACAUACAGAGAAUGAAUUCGCUCGCUGCGUGGAUUAGCAGUGCACAAAUUUUGGCUGCGUCCUGGUGCUUCAACUUUAUCACCGCCACAAUUGGGCCAUUUUUGCAAAACGAGGUGCAGUUCUCAAAAUUCGAGAUCGGUUUUGCGCUUUCGGCUUUGUUCUUGACAGCGUCAGUGACUGCGAUUGUUGUGGGAUUACUUAGCCAUCGCGGAGCUCCACUCCCAAUUUUGAAGAUCACGGGUCUCGUCUCUCUACUAUUAGGCUUGAUUCUCAUUGGCCCAAUUGAAUUCGCCAGUGUCCCAUUGACCGGACCAGUUUGUUUGAUGGGGAUCAUCGCAAUCGGUGUUGGUUUUUCAUCAGUUUUUGUCUCAGUUAGUUCAGCAUUGACUUUGAUUGUUCAAGCUGAGGUCGAGCCCCGCAAUACACUCGUCUGGAUCGUGGGAUGUGUCUUGAGUGUCGCCUAUGUUGUCGGCUCUAUCUUCGGCUCUGAUGUGUCGGGCGUCGUUUUAGAACAAGUCGGCUUCCAGAACUGCAUUUACCUUCUGAUGGCUCCAGUUUUGUUUGCAUUAACCCUUGAGGUAAUUCAAGUGAUGUUCAGCAGAGACCGCCAAUUUUCAGAGGAAAGUUUGACAGGCAGUAUGUAUGGGACGAUUGCAUUGGGAAGAUAGUUUUGUAAAUAUCAUUUUUGUAUAUAGCUAUAAAAUUAAAACGAAUCUUUUAAAAUA
Molecule: messenger RNA, 1401 nt
Organism: Cloeon dipterum
Lineage: Eukaryota; Metazoa; Arthropoda; Insecta; Ephemeroptera; Baetidae
Exons: 11
Coding region: 43-1344 (433 amino acids)
Biological process (GO): transmembrane transport
Molecular function (GO): transmembrane transporter activity
Source: RefSeq, a predicted model, not a curated record